AUGUACAAGCUUUGCGUCGCAGUCUUGGUUCUGGUGAUCGCCACCAGCUCCAUCGAGGACGUGAACUGUAAUGACAUAACGCCGUGUACCCAGAGCUCCGUCUGCAACAGCAACUGCUACGACAACGGCUGCUACAACCAGAACAACUGUGGCUGCUACAACCAGAACAACUGUGGCUGCGCCUGCAAGAACAACUACAACAACUGCUACCAGAAUAACUGCGGGUGCCAGAAACAGAAUUGCGGAUGCCAGAAACAGAACUGCUGCCAGAAACAGAGCUGCUGCCAGAAACAGAGCUGCUGCCAGAAGCAGUGCUACGGCGGGUGCUCAAAAUUCUGCUGCAUCCAGUCCAAAGUAGCCACCAAGCUGUUGCUCAAGCUCCUUCCACUCCUGGUCGACUUGGUCCAGAAGAGCAGCUACAACGGCUGUUGCAACACAUGCGGCUACAACAACUGUUACAACAACGGCUUUUGUGGCACUAACUGCUACAACACCAACACUUGCAGUAGCAGAGCAUUAUGA
This is a messenger RNA of Bemisia tabaci, 522 nucleotides long. The record is from RefSeq and is a predicted model, not a curated record. Lineage: Eukaryota; Metazoa; Arthropoda; Insecta; Hemiptera; Aleyrodidae.